This is a messenger RNA of Synchiropus splendidus (mandarinfish), 2127 nucleotides long. It is a transcript of the gene tac1, whose product is annotated as tachykinin precursor 1. NCBI's taxonomy places the organism in Eukaryota, Metazoa, Chordata, Actinopteri, Syngnathiformes, Callionymidae. The coding region runs from base 157 to 504 and encodes 115 amino acids. The record is from RefSeq and is a predicted model, not a curated record. The transcript is spliced from 5 exons. Gene Ontology annotation, biological process: tachykinin receptor signaling pathway.
CCCGCGACACUCGUCAGCAGCUGAACGCUCGACUCUUCACUGUGGGGCGCGAGCUAUGGAUUCUUGAGCUUCCAAAAAAGACUACAGCGACGCUUAUACUUUGGCAACUUCUAUAUUGUUCUGAUUUUGACCCGUGGCCGUGUACACACCAGCGAAAUGAGGUUGUUAAUUUUGCCCGUUCUACUCGUCUUAGUCGCCAUCAGCCAAGUUCUCAGCGAGGACGCCAAGCCGCAAAAGGAGGUCCAGUACUGGACGUACAGUGACCUAGUUCAGGACAACUGGCUUUCCAGGGAUCCAUUCAGAGAAAUCCUCUUCAGGAUGACAAGAAAGCCUCGGCCGCAUCAGUUCAUCGGCCUAAUGGGGAAACGCUCCAUGGCAAAUGCACAGAUCCCUCGCAAACGACAUAAAGUCAACUCCUUUGUGGGACUGAUGGGGAAGCGGAGCCAGGAGGCACAAGAUUCAUAUGAGUGGAGCACAAUAGACAACUACGACAAGCGCCGUUAGAUGCUGGCCGCCCUCCUGCGUUCACAAGAGACAACUGACUGCUGUUGUUCCUACAAGCUUAAGAUUGUUUGCUGUAUUGUUCUGUUAAACUCAUUGUAAUACAAUAGCAGUGUCGCAUGUGAGCUUUCUCACCAAGUGUCUAGCUGUCACAAUCGCAGUACAGCCGUGGGGCCUGUAUCGACAACAGAAAACUACGGUACUUUCACUUUGUUUUCCACCUGCAUCAGAAAAGUUCUGUCAACACCUAUGUAAUGUAUUGAACAUUUUGGAUUCAAAUUUUGUUUCGUUAACGGAGGAAGAAAAAAUCUCGACUGGUUCAACGUCUGCAGAUUUGUUUUCUUUAGAUGAACAAACACCACCCUCCAGUGGCAGAUGGAGUUAUAGUACAUACAAUUAGCUGGGAAUAAUUCAAGUAAUAUAAGGUGCAUGAGGUACAUUUAGCAAUCCGAUUGGUUUCAUGGGGAGAAAGAAGAAUUGUCUGUGCUGACAAAAGUUGCAGGUGAUCACUUGUGUCCCGUCAAAUUCAUCAAAUCGCGAAUGAAAGUUUGUUCUGUCUGAUGUCUGCAGACCAGACAAAACAUUGCACGAGUGACUGAGUCAAAUCUUACACACACAUUGUGUUUGAUAAACAGUUGUGCCUCCCUGACUGCUGUAGAGCGAACAGUAACUGCUGGAGUGUAUAUUAAAAUUGUUAGCAUAACAUCAAUGUUGCCACAUUGUGUUAUGUUGAAGGAUGCUUUCAUUCUGAGGAUCACCAGACAGAUGGUCGCAUUGACUACAAGGGAAACUAAUUAUGAUCAAUGGAAAGGCGAAAUUGAGGCUGUGACUGAGAUGACUGUGAUUUCAUAAAUGUCCAGAGUGAUACCGCCUUACUGUAGGAAUGUUGCCAAGCUAUCCCCCUGUGACUGUGUGGUUCGAUCGGAUCCGUGGCCUUGUUCCACCUGAGGGAGGCCAUGCUGUACAUUUCUGGAUUUUUAGAUAAACUGCCAAAGGCCAAGCGAAAGGAGGGAUCUGAUGGGUUACUUGAGAAGUCUCCUGGGAGAAACAGACUCUCUUGUGUCCACAAGGGGUCCGGUGGUAAGCGCCAAGAACGUAUGAGGAGUUGGAGGAGGCAGGACAGACAGAGGAAAAAGUAUCACUCACAUCAUCUCAUUUAUCACCUUCCACUUGGAACUACUUAUUUCCGCUGGGAUGCCGACAUGGUGGUUGUGAAUGAAACCAGUUUGAAUCGAACCGCAGGUGUCCAAACAUGCCAAAUGUUGGAUGAAAACAUCUGGGGCCAAUGGUUCUACCUGUUAACUUAGCUAUGUGGAGGAACUGUAAAUAAGACAUGUCAUAAAUUGAAAUAUAUAACAUGCAGACACACGUAGGACACAAUUAAUGCACAAGAUGGUGGUGCAAUUGAUUUUAUUUUAAUACAUAUGUGACAUCUCAUUAAAUGUUUUUGUUUUUUCAAGAUUUUCUACAAGAUGAGCUGCAAAUGACACUUAUUAGUCUCAUUGUGCAACCAUAGAUAGGCAAAUCCACAACCCAGUCACUCCCCAUUCAGAUUGUUGAGGUUUUAGGAAAAAAUGGUUGACGCAGACCUGUGUUCAUUUUGUGUUCCAUUUUUCAGUUUUGUCC